Messenger RNA from Fukomys damarensis (Damara mole-rat), 4860 nucleotides. It is a transcript of the gene Shisal1, whose product is annotated as shisa like 1. The record is from RefSeq and is a predicted model, not a curated record. The transcript is spliced from 6 exons. NCBI's taxonomy places the organism in Eukaryota, Metazoa, Chordata, Mammalia, Rodentia, Bathyergidae. Bases 59 to 664 code for a protein of 201 amino acids.
CACCCAGGUCUCUGUGGCCAGGCAGCGCUGGGCAGAUCGGGUCGAUGCAGGCCGGACGAUGACCAGUUGUGGGCAGCAGUCCCGGAACGCGCUUGCCCUGCUCUUUGUGCUGCUCUUCUCGGCAGGCCUGUCGGCGCACUUCCGGGUGUGUGAACCCUACACAGACCACAAAGGCCGCUACCACUUCGGCUUCCACUGCCCCCGGCUCUCCGACAACAAAACCUUCAUCCUGUGCUGUCACCACAAUAGCUCGGUCUUCAAGUACUGCUGCAACGAGACGGAGUUCCAGGCGGUCAUGCAGGCGAACCUCACGGCCAGCUCCGAGGGCUAUGUGCACAACAACUACACUGCCCUGCUGGGAGUGUGGAUCUACGGCUUCUUCGUGCUCAUACUGCUGGUCCUGGACCUCCUGUACUACUCGGCCAUGAACUACGACAUCUGCAAGGUGUACCUGGCGCGCUGGGGCAUCCAGGGACGCUGGAUGAAGCAGGACCCCCGGCAGUGGGGGAACCCGGCCCGGGCACCACAGCCAAGGCAGCCGGCGCCGCAGCCCCAGCCUCCCCCGGGGCCCCUGCCUCAAGCGCCAGUGCCCCAGGCCGUGCACACGCUGCAGGGAGACACCCACAGCCCGCCGCUGAUGUCCUUCCAGAGUUCUUCUGCCUGAAGACCCCUUUGCCGUGCCUCAGGAUGGGGGAGGCCAGAUGGGAAGCACCCAGUGCGGCCUCCGAGGACGGCUUCCGCAGAGACACCAGGGAGAGCCGAAGUGAUGUCGGUGGUGGUGGUGGCAGCGGCAGAGGAGGAAACGCCACCUGUGCCCAGGACCCUCUUCCAUGGACUUCUAAGAUUCAAAGUAAACUCAGGGGUGGGAACUGGGGGUGCCAGGAGGUUCUGAGCCUCCUGUCUGCAAGCAAUAGUUCUCUUUGGGGCUGGUGGCUUCUGAGAGGUUACUCGUGGACUCAGAUGACCAAUGCAAAGCUGUCCUGGCUGUUUCCAGCCGGAGGGGUCUAGGCCUGAGUCCCACCCGUGGUCCAAACCCUGAAGCUUACCCUGCCCUGCUCCUUCCAAUAGUGCCCCGAGGGCCUCUCUGCCCGAGGAUGGAGUGUGAGUGCCUGUGUGUGUGUGUGUGUGUGUGUGUGCGUGCGCGCGUGACCUGAGGUGUCCUUUUGCUUGGUGGUUUUUGUUAGGUUUCUCCCACAAGUUCUCUGAUGGGCACAGGUCACCACUUGGCUGGGGGUUGCUGCCAGUGUCCUUUCUUGUUGCAUCCAGCAGCCAUGAGCCAGAUGGAGGUGGUUGGGUACGGGGCCCAAGGUACUGCCCUGCUGUGGCUCAGGUGGCCCUGGGGACUUCAAAACACCAGAAAGAGUUGUUUCGUAUGGAACUUCUUCUGUGACAGUGAUAACAUGGGACAUUUCUCGGCCAGCCACCAGGCGAGGUGAUUUAUGCACACUCUGUCACAGCCCCUGAGAAAUGGAUAUGACUGACUCCCUCAGAAGCAGCUCAGAGUGGGGCCAGGUGGCCAGGUCCUGUGGCCAGGGAGGCCACCCUUGGUUUGGCUUCAGAAGCCAAGAUCUGGCUAGGGAGACCCCAGCCUCUCCAUUUGGCCUCAGAAGGGCAGUACCCAAAGUCCAGGCCACAAAUCCCCAGAUACAAGUGGCUCUGCAGCCUGGGGCCUCUCCAGAACCUUCCCAGCAGGGAACUGUCACCCCAAAUUCCUCAGCAGCACACUAGGGUCUGUCCAUCCACCCACACAUGCUAGCUGAUUAGCACUGUGUGCCGGGCAGGGACAGGGACGAGAGGUCCGCGUGGGAUCUUUGCAGACAGGAUGACCAGGCCCCGGGCAACCCAGAGCAGAAGGUUUGAGAGUUCCACCCACUGCAGACGGGGGCUUCCACACAGACCUGGAUGCCUGUGCCAUCUGCCCGCAGAUCACCACCACCGCACCCCCACAGGACACGCACACACAGGAGGAUCACACAGGUCCCCAAAGCCACACUGCCAGUGUAGACAUGCUCAUUGCACCAGUGUUAGCGACACCAGAAUCCCGGCUCUUAGCCCGGUAUCCCCCCGACCUGUGUUGUCACAGAGCUGUCCCCAGGAUCCCCAAAGAGUGGCCAUCUGCACUUCCAGUGGACAGGAAGUGUGGAGUGGACAAGUGUUUAGGGUGAGGACAGCUGUCACUCAUGGGGAGCCUUGCUGAGGCUUCAGUCUGGUCACCUGCGAGCCAGCCCUUGUGGCACUCAGGUGGCCUGGAAUUUUUAGGCCCAGCCUGAUGGUCCCACAUUAUGGUACACACAGAGUACUGAGGCUUUGCUUGGGGUCUAGAUCAGGGAUAGGCGUGGCAUCCUUUCCCCUCGAUGCUAAGCGCACCCACGUGGGCCAGUGAUGUCCUUGGAGGUUAACAGACCAGUCAGCCCAUCUUGUUCAGCUCACACCUUCAUCCCCUCUGGGGAGCCUCCAGAGUCAGAGGAAGCCAGAGGCAGGGAUGAGGGACCCAAGAUCCAGAUUCUGGCAUCAGCUCUGCUGCUAAAAGCAGUGUGACCUCGGGCACGUCCUGUGCCCUUGCUGCCUCAGUUUCCUCAUCAGUGAAAGGAGUCAGGCCAGGGGCUUAGAGGCCUCUGGCUUCCCACAUUCCUGGGCGGUACUCAAAGGGUUGCUUCCUCUGCCCUGCGGGUGCUGUGGUGAGAGGUCAGAGGCCACUGUCCCCACAAAGUAAGGCCCUCAGGAUUUGUGACCUUUUCAAAGGGUGUUCCCAGCCACUGGGGAUCUUGAGAGUCACUGAAAGGCCCCAGGGCCAUAGCACCUACCGUCUAACCCCAGUGUGUGUAGCGGAGGGGACCUCCCUGCUCCUUCCCCGAUGGGCGCCUUGGCCGGUGGCCUGACCUCUCUGUGCCUCCUGGGCUUGCCUGCUGAGUGCAGCACCUCGGAGUUGCCCGGGGCCGGAAGGACAAAGCCCAUCCCCAUCCCGCUGUGGCAGGGGACAUGCCAGUUGGUAGCGUGUCCCUAGGAGUCAGAUACAGGGUAGAGACCCAGAGCUCCAGGGUAGAUCCCGAGAGUGAGGGCUUUUCAGUGAUGACCACGCCUGAUUUUUCAGCCUCCUACUUUUACUUUCUCCUGUCUGCUCCGUCCUCACCCAUAACUUAUCAUCUUCAAUAAUAAGAAUCACAACAUUCCCAAGAAGAAGAGUAAGGAGACAGCAGUGCACCCAUGGCCGUAUACCGCACAGUGUCUCGGUAGCGGGUUGUGUCUGUGUGACCCCUUCCCCACGGGAACCCGUGUCCACUUUCCUCCCGUCUGCCUGUACCAUGGUCACCGUGUCUUUCAGAAUUCCAGAACCCAGGCUGCGGACCCCCCAGACAGGAAGCCUGCUCACAUGACUGACUCACCCGUGUGCGGCCAGCCUCGGUGAGGCCACGCUUGCACACGCACACAUGCGUAAACACACACACAGGCCCCCGUGUGACUGCAGGCAGACCUGGUCCCCUCGGGUCCUCAGCGCUUUUGAAAGCAGCAGGGAGAUAGCCCGUGGCCCCUCACCAGUAUCAGGAAACCCCUGGAGCAGGUUCCACCCUGUAAGGACUUGGGCAGGAACGGGGCACGGUCUUCUUCAACUCCAGGCUCAGUCAGAAGUCCUCUCCGGUCAUUUCAAACAGCGGGCUAUGGUGUGGCCACACCCUGGUGGCCCCUCAGUCCUCUGUCCCUGCACGGCCAAGUCCCCAUCACGGGACCACUGAAGGCUGUGCCCCAGGAGAGGGCAGGCACCCUGCGCAGGAGGCUCUGAGACAGUUUUCACUGGUGUGUUCUCUCGCCGGAGCUCACCGGUCCCCACCAACAGAAGAGCCUUUGGGAGUGGAUUUAAGACCCCCGGUCGGGACUGAAGGACAGGAUGGAGGCAUCCACUUGACCCCUCCCCCUCUGCUGUGAGAAUCUGGGAUCGAAAGAGCAGAGGGAACCUCAGGGGGUUCGGUCCACUUGUCUGCCCGGUCCCCGUGGGCUACCUGAGAGAUCAGAGGACCAUAGGCAGGGGAUCUCUCCAGGCUGGGGCCGUGCCCUAUGCCCUCCCAAAACCAGACCUGCACACGAAGAAGCAGCCCUCACCUAUCCCAUCUUUAAAAGUGACCUUGAAGGUGUCAUUGCCCUCCCCCGCUUCCCCUGUUUCCAGUCCAGGAACCAGAGUUGGUGCUAGAUAGAUGCUUGGUGAGGGAGCAGAUUUGACCAUCCAUCACUCUGUAGCCAAAACUCCUAUUUUUACAUCAAGGCCCCGACCCCUUUGCCCUUGACAAACUGAAGUUCAGGGCUGCUGAGAUGCCACUCAGAAGGGGCGCCAUUCACAGUGCUGACAGAACAAGACGCCUGGAACCCUGCAGAAUUGCCGUGAACCUUCCAACAGAACGGGCAGAGUGCUCCUGCAGCAGCGCGGACCUGGUGCCUGGGCUCUGUAGUCACAGUCACACGGCCACCCAGGCCCCCGCUAGUGGCCCACAAGGGUCCCUUCUUAGAACGUGCCUCAGUUUCUCUCCACAUCUCUUCCUUCCCCGUUUUCCAUGUUAAAGCCAGCGGGUUGAGUCGCGGCCACAUCCCCUGCCGGUGAGCGCCUGGGUAGCCUGAAAUAAGUACGCAGGGACACAGGAUGCAGGCUCGGUCACUCAGUCACCUCCAUGGGGCGGGAGACCUUCCCCCCAAAAGGUCAGGGUCCUCUCCGGGGCCAGCUGGGCGAGGGCACGCAGGUCUGGGGAACAGGGAUGCCCCCUCUCUCCGGGAACCCCAACUUCAGGUGGCAGGAUGGGGUCUCUGAUGGCUGAUAACUGGGAAAACCAAAAAACCAAUACUGUUCCUUCUAAUAUUCCCCCCGUGACAAUGAUG